Molecule: messenger RNA, 1788 nt
Organism: Phycomyces blakesleeanus NRRL 1555(-)
Lineage: Eukaryota; Fungi; Mucoromycota; Mucoromycetes; Mucorales; Phycomycetaceae
Exons: 14
Coding region: 1-1788 (595 amino acids)
Biological process (GO): protein phosphorylation; intracellular signal transduction
Cellular component (GO): cytoplasm
Molecular function (GO): protein serine/threonine kinase activity; ATP binding
Source: RefSeq, a predicted model, not a curated record
AUGUCUUCCAACAACACUAGAAUCCGAAUAGGCCAAUACAACAUCAUCAAAACCAUCGGCACCGGGUCGUUUGGAAAAGUAAAGUUGGCAGUUCAUGCCUCAACUGGCCAAAAGGUGGCAAUGAAGAUCAUCAAUCGGAAAAAGAUUGCCAGCAUGGAUAUGGGAGGAAGAGUCAAACGCGAGAUUCAAUAUCUAAAACUCCUGCGCCAUCCGCAUAUCAUCAAAUUAUAUGAAGUCAUUACCACACCCACCGACAUCAUCAUGGUUAUUGAAUAUGCAGGAAGAGAGCUAUUCAAUUAUAUUGUAGAGAAAGGGCGAAUGGCCGAAGACGAUGCUCGGCAGUUCUUUCAACAAAUAAUAUGUGCAGUCGAAUAUUGUCACAGGCACAAAAUCGUUCACAGAGAUUUGAAACCAGAAAACUUAUUACUGGAUGCCAAUAAUAACGUCAAAAUCGCCGAUUUUGGUUUAUCCAAUAUCAUGACAGAUGGUGAUUUUCUAAAGACUAGUUGUGGCAGUCCUAAUUAUGCAGCACCAGAGGUUAUCUCGGGAAAACUUUACGCAGGUCCUGAAGUAGAUGUUUGGAGUUGUGGAGUCAUUCUCUAUGUAAUGCUAUGUGGAAGACUUCCGUUUGACGAUGAGUAUAUCCCCACACUGUUCAAGAAGAUCAACGGCGGAAUUUAUACAAUGCCUUCCUUCCUUAGUCCAGAGACAAAAUAUCUACUGACGUCUAUGCUGGUUGUAGACCCCAUGAAGCGUAUCACGAUUGCAGAAAUCCGGCAAAACCCCUGGUUCCUUAAAAAUCUUCCAGAUUAUCUUCAGCCCCUUCCAACAACAGAAGAAGACAGGUGUCAGCCUAUAGAUGAAGAGCUUGUAUCUGAGAUGUCAAAGAGGAUGGGUUAUACAAAAGAAGCAAUCCAGAAAGCUUUAAAUGGUUCAGAUAACAAUCAAUUUAAAGUGGCUUAUCAGUUAGUGCUUGAUCACAAACGAAUGCUGAAAGAUUCUGAACACAGUAAUGUACAAAGCUUUUUUGCCACUUCUCCACCACCAUGGAAUAUAUCAUUUGAAGUAAGUAUGCAAAGCAUGGCUAUAGUUAAAGAUCGACAUUCUCGAGAUUAUGUCAGUAAUGCACAGCCUAUACUGCCAAUUUCUGGGACACCACCACCCGGUGUCAUGGCACCUUCAUCGCUUCCUGCAGGAAGAGCUUCACAACAUUCACGGCAUCUUUCAACACAUCAGCUUGUCCAAAAGCGACCACACAAACCUCGUCAGAAAUGGCAUUUUGGUAUCCGUAGUAAGUGCCCAGCCUGGGAAGUCAUGAUCGAGAUUUAUAGAUCUCUUCAGAAUGUUGGGAUGACUUGGAGAAACUUAGAUCCAUAUCAUUUGCGAUGUCGUUACCAAUAUGAAUUUGUCAACCUUAUCGUUAAAUUUGACCUUCAGCUCUAUAAGCUAGACAACAACAGUUACCUCGUCGAUUUCAAAAAUGUCGGAACCUCGGUCUUUGGUGAUAAAAAGUCAAGCAAUUCUGAAUCUGACACAGGGACAGAUCCUAAGCUCGAUUAUCCAUUUUCUGUGUUUGAAGGCAUGGUCCUCAAGAAUACCCAGGUAUUGGGUGAUCUACAGUUCUCAUCACCGAAUGACGAAGAUUCAGAAACAAAGCAGUUACGUGCUGACAGAGCAGCUCACCCACCCGGAUGGAAAUUAAAUAACAGGGACGUCGACAAUGAGCAUGUAUUGAGUAUUUACCCAUUCCUAGAUGUCUGUAGUAAACUUAUUACUGACAUCGUGUAA